Molecule: messenger RNA, 2961 nt
Organism: Maniola jurtina (meadow brown)
Lineage: Eukaryota; Metazoa; Arthropoda; Insecta; Lepidoptera; Nymphalidae
Exons: 1
Coding region: 1-2961 (986 amino acids)
Source: RefSeq, a predicted model, not a curated record
AUGAGUGUACCACUAAGUAAUGAACAACAACAGUUGGUAAAUGCAUUGGAAGACACGUAUAAUUUAUUACAAAAAGCACAAACCAACUUAAAGAAAUGUUCAAAGCAGAGAUUAACGCGAGGAUACAUUGAGGCGCGUCUGCAAAGUAUUGAGGGAUACUGGCAAAGUUUUAAGACUACGCAUCAAGAACUGGUGAAAUGUACACCAAAGUGCAAAAGGAACGAAAUUCCGUAUUUCCUCAACGAAGAUUUCUUUGUCGUCGAAGAUUUGUACACUUGCACCGUGGGGGAUUUAAGGGAUAUGCUUUCAUCGCCGUCACAGCUCUCACAACCAACAGCAAGUAUGAAACACAAUGAAUCUAUUGUGAAAUUACCUCGAAUAGAAAUACCAAAGUUCACCGGAUCUUAUGAAGACUGGCCUACAUUCAGAGACCUAUUUACAUCAUUAGUUCACAAUUCAUCAUUAAGUAAGGUUGAAAAGUUACACUACCUUAAGACAAGUGUCGUCGGUGAACCUGCUGAACUCCUUAAACAUGUUUACGUAUUGGAGUCAAAUUACGAACAGGCUUGGAACAUACUGAACCAUAGAUAUGGUAACAAAAGAUUAAUCGUAAAUUCCUUACUGCACAAAUUAUUUAAUUUGAAGAAACUCACUUCACCCUCCGCUAACCACUUAAAAAACUUAUUGGAUACCACCACUCAGUGUCUGAACAAUCUUAAAAAUCAAGACAUACCUACGGACUCCUGGGAUCAAAUUAUUAUUUAUCUAGUUGUUCAAAAAUUAGAUACGGACACUCACAAAGAUUGGGAAGAGUACUCAUUUCGAGAAGACACGAAUAGAUUACCUGCCUGGGUUGAGCUAAGGACAUUUCUGGAGACAAAAUUCCGAUCAUUGGAGAUGGUGAACCCCACAACUAUUAAGGCGAAAUCUUUCCAUGUGACCACUUCAGAAGAUAACGACUUUGCCUCACCACCAAGAACGUGCUAUAUGUGUAAAGCUGAUCACAAUCUAUGUCACUGUAAAGAAUUUUGUAGCUUACAACCAUCAGAACGAUGUGAAUUUAUUAAGAAAAAUAGGCUUUGCUACAAUUGCAUGAUGAUGGGACAUUCAGUGAUAAGAUGUAGGGUACCGACAUCUUGUAAGAUAUGCCAUCGCCGACACCACACAUUAUUACAUACUAGCGACGGAGCAGCUGAAAAUGUAGAAUUACAUCACAGUCUAAUAGAAGAAGAAGAAGAAGCAGAACCUAAAUCAGAAAAACCAGAGCAAUCAGACAUUGCAAUAUCUACACACUUUGCUUCCGGAAAGUCGACAUCACUACUACCUACUGCCUUAGUCAUAGUAAAGGAUGAUGAGGGUCAUAAUACAAUUUUACGAGCUUUAGUGGAUCAGGGUUCUCAAGCCAAUUUUAUUACCGAGAGAGCAGCACAACUAUUGAAGAUAAAAAGAAUACAAGCUAAGGGAACAAUCACAGGGGUUGGUAAUACACAAACAACAGUUAAUCACAUGGCACAGCUCGAGAUCUUAUCUAAAUAUGAGGAGGAAUUUAAGCUUAGCAUAAAUGCGUACAUAAUGCCGACGCGAUUAACGACCCAAUUGCCAUCAAAACCUAUUACAAGUACAGUCUAUACGUCACAUAUACAAGGAAUCACUCUAGCUGAUCCAAGCUUCAACACACCAGGGCGAAUCGACAUGUUGUUAGGAGUUGAAGUUUAUGCGCAGAUAUUGAAGGCUGAUAUUCUGAACGGUCCUCCAGGCUCUCCAUGUGCUCAGUAUACAAGCCUCGGCUGGAUUUUAUUCGGAGAUAUACAUGAAGAAACUUCACAAGAACAAAUACUUGUAACGCAUCAUGAAUUCAAGGUAGAUGACAUGAGGGACGGAGAUACAGAUAUAACAAGAAUGUACACUAAAGAUAAAGAAGAUUGUGGAACCAUAUACAAGGAAACACGUAACAGAAAUGAAGAUGGGCGAUACCGAACAGAAAAUCCAAAAUCAAAGAGGCUAUUACAGCUAGAAAGGUGUUCCAAGAAGGAUAAGAAAUUAAAGGUUAAAUAUACACAAAUAAUGAAUGAAUACGGUGAAAAGAGACCUAAUAUAGAACGAAAUCCUAAAGACGAAAGAAACAAUCCAGGCUUUUAUCUAGUUAUCUUUUAUUUUAUUUUUUAUCUUUUAAUUCAUCGUCCAGUUUUUAAAUACGAUAUUCAAACUACGCAGACUAGUUCGAUAUUCGAUACCUCAUAUAUAGGUACAAAAUAUAAUGUAGCAUUCAACAUCGAAUUGCGUUUGAAAAAUGUAGAAUAUGUCUCAGACAUACAAAAGAUAAAUCAACAGUUUCCCCAACCAACCACCAAGGAAGAUAAGGAUUUUCAACGCAUUCUUUGGCACCCUAACAACCAAUAUCCAGUUAAGGAGCACCGUAUCGUUAUGGUGACGUUUAGUACUGCAUGUGCACCAUAUCUCGCGGUAAAAACUCUUCACCAAAUUCCCAGUGAUGAAAAGCAGAUUAACUUGGGAGAUGACAUGCUGAAGUUUCAUAUAAAAUUACCGCCUGUGUUGUUUAUCAUAACAAAGAGAAAAAUAUUGUCUGAUAUACAAACUCGGUUUACUCCUCUUGGUUGUUUGGCUCCUUCACUUGUACCUGCAAAAUUAAUUAUACAAAAGGUAUGGCUUCGAGAUUUACAGUGGGAAGAAGAACCGGAACCUGAAAUUAAAAAUGAAUGGUUAGAAGUCAGAGAAAGUUUAAAUGGCGUUACACAUACAAAGGCGAAUAGAUCGUUAGACACUUUACAAAAAACUUUGAAGGAGGUUACUAUACUUGAAUAUUGUGAUGCUUCGAUGAAGGCUGAGGAAGCCGUUCUCCUCUUCAAGUCACUGAAACAAAUCGGCGAGGCGAUGCGAAUGUAUAUGACCCAAAUAUUCCAACUCUAUGAUCGUAUUAUCAGAGCUACAAGGAGACCCUAA